Messenger RNA from Fomitopsis serialis, 1599 nucleotides. Its product is annotated as oxidative stress survival Svf1-like protein. The coding region runs from base 108 to 1385 and encodes 425 amino acids. Gene Ontology annotation, biological process: response to oxidative stress. The transcript has 4 exons. The record is from RefSeq and is a predicted model, not a curated record. Lineage: Eukaryota; Fungi; Basidiomycota; Agaricomycetes; Polyporales; Fomitopsidaceae. Gene Ontology annotation, cellular component: cytoplasm.
GCCGGUAUCUUUCCUGAAAAGGCGCCUUGCGGGACCAGCCGAAUGCAUGCUCCUCACUCGAGUGUGUACCGGCGUCCGGCUUGGUGCACUCCCUCGACGCACCCAUCAUGUUCUCCUCGUUCUUCUCCACAUCCGCACCAGUCGACCCGAAGGCGCCCAAUUUCCACCCUGUCAGUACAGGGAAGAGCGCAUCGGAGCUCUUCGGUGAACUUGAGCCAAAGGACACGGAGUGGACGUGCCCGGGAGGCUUUUCUGUCGAGACGCAAAUAUGGUACCAGAUCCUGGAUGAUGGGUCGCACUUGAUGUGUCAAAUUAUUCACUCUGCGGUUGGCGUGUGGUACCCUACUGUCCAGUUCACCUGCAAGCUGUACAAUCCGAAGACGAAGCAGCGCAUCUGGAAGUCCAUAAAUGUCGGCAACUUCGUCACCCCACCGCCGGGGCUCGACAAACGCUCAAGCAAAGCCGAUCAAUUCAGCAUUACGCACAAAGACCACCCAGGAGACGAAUUCGCAGAGUCCUAUGCCGUUCGGGUCAACCUCUCAGACGACCUACAGAUCUCCCUCGACGUUCGUCGUCCUGCGUCUGCUCCAGGCUGGAAGGUUGGCAAGGGCCCCAAGGGCGGCUUCUCGUACUUCGGGCAUGACGUCGCGAAUCCUGAGGGAUACGUUAUCCAUAAGAUCUGGCCGCUGACCGCCACCACGGGGACCAUCAUCCGCAGCGGGCGCGCAGAAUCUGUGAAAGGCCCCGGUAUGUUCGUGCACGCGAUCCAGGGCAUGCGUCCCAACCUCGUAGCCGCGCGCUGGAACUUCGGCCACUUCGUCAGCGAGGCGCACGGCGGGUGCAGCGCCAUCCAAAUGGAGUUCACCACCAUCGACACGUACGGGCGCCAGGGGGCGGGCUCCGGCUUCGUCGCGGUCAACGUCGGCUCGCUCGUGCUCGGAGGCAAGCUUGUAGCCGUCACGGCGGAGACCAAAUACCCCGACGAGCCUCUGUCAGAGACAGCGGAGGUAAAGUCGCGUGCAGUCCAUACGAAGACGGCGCACGAUGCGGACACUGGCUACAACGCACCGACGGAGCUGACCUUCCGAUGGGCAGCGCCAUCCAUCCUGCCCGAUGUACAGGGCAACAUCGACGCUACGCUCGUCCUCGAUGUCGGCCAACCCAGUGCAUACAAUGGCCUCGUGGAGAAGGUGGACGUGCUGGCGGAGAUCCCAGCCGUAAUCAAGACGAUGAUUGCCUACGCCGCGGGCACCAAGCCAUACAUUUACCAGUGGUUCAACCCUGGCAAGCUCUCUGUUACUGUCCCUAGUGGACUGAUCCCAGACGUGUCUGGCGCGGUAGAGAUCGAAGGUGUUUUCUACGCUGAGGCGACCUUCAUCUCUUAGACACGACGAAAGGCUACGAUUGCAUGUAUUGGCGGCCGUGAACGACAGUAUCUCACCAGACGUAGAUUGUGACACCCAUGUAUCAUAUCCGUUAUAACGAAGUACUCAAGGAAUGGAUCGUCUGAAUCAAGAUUCUGUAUUAUACAGUCUACUGAUGAGCCUGCGAUUAGUGUUACAUAUGUCCUCCCGCAAAGCAGAACUCGAUGAAUUUCCA